CCGCUCCCGCCUCCCGCGCGGGAUGCUACCUGCUGCCUGACGAGCCGCCGCCGCCGCCGCGGGAAGAGCCGAGGGGCGUUGCGGACGGGCGGAACCGGGCAGAUCUGAUGGCCAGUCGGUAGACCAGAAUGGCCACCAUGGUUCCACCUGUGAAGUUGAAAUGGCUGGAGCACCUCAACAGCUCCUGGAUCACGGAAGACAGCGAGUCGAUCGCCACCAGGGAAGGCGUCUCCGUCCUCUACGCGAAGCUCGUCAGUAACAAAGAAGUGGUCCCCCUGCCGCAGCAGGUCUUCUGCCUCAAAGGGCCCCAGCUGCCUGAUUUUGAACGCGAAUCCCUGUCCAGCGAUGAGCAGGACCACUACUUGGACGCUCUCCUUAGCAGCCAGCUGGCUCUGGCCAAGAUGGUGUGCUCAGACUCCCCCUUUGCCGGGGCGCUUCGCAAGCGCCUGCUGGUCCUGCAGCGCAUCUUUUACGCCCUUUCCAAUAAGUACCACGAUAAAGGACGGGUGAAGCAGCAGCAGCACUCUCCGGAGAGCAGCUCGGGCUCCACGGACAUCCAUUCGGUCAGCGAGAGGCCCAGGUCGAGCACGGAUGCGCUGAUAGAAAUGGGCGUCCGGACGGGGCUGAGCCUGCUCUUCGCACUGCUGAGGCAAAGCUGGAUGAUGCCCGCUGCGGGGCCUGGCAUCAGCCUUUGUAACGACGUCAUUCACACGGCGAUUGAGGUGGUCAGCUCCUUGCCCCCUUUGUCUCUGGCCAAUGAGAGCAAGAUCCCCCCCAUGGGCCUGGACUGCCUCUCCCAAGUAACAGUCUUUCUUAAAGGGGUAACGAUCCCCAACUCCGGGGCGGACACCCUUGGGCGAAGGCUGGCUUCCGAGCUGCUGCUGGGCCUGGCGGCUCAGCGCGGCUCCCUGCGGUACCUCUUGGAGUGGAUUGAGAUGGCCCUCAGCGCAUCGGCUGUGGUUCACACCAUGGAGAAGAGCAAGCUGCUGCCGAGCUCAGAAGGCAUGAUCACUUUUGAUUGCUUCAUGACGAUCCUAAUGCAGAUGAGGCGGUCGCUGGGGUCAUCUGCAGACCGAAGUCAGUGGAGGGAACCAACAAGGACUUCUGAAGGGCUGUGCUCACUCUACGAGGCAGCCUUGUGUCUCUUUGAAGAGGUGUGCCGGAUGGCCUCGGACUACUCCAGGACAUGCGCCAGUCCCGAUAGCAUCCAGACCGGAGAGACCCCCAUUGUUUCUGAAACCUGUGAGGUGUAUGUCUGGGGCAGCAACAGCAGCCACCAACUUGUGGAAGGGACCCAGGAGAAAAUCCUCCAGCCUAAGUUGGCUCCAAGUUUUUCUGAUGCGCAGACAAUUGAAGCUGGCCAGUAUUGCACCUUUGUAAUAUCCACGGACGGCUCCGUUCGAGCUUGCGGCAAAGGCAGCUACGGCCGAUUAGGAUUGGGUGACUCCAACAACCAGUCCACUCUGAAGAAGUUGACUUUCGAGCCUCACCGAUCAAUCAAAAAAGUGUCGUCUUCCAAAGGCUCCGAUGGCCACACGCUGGCAUUCACCACCGAAGGAGAAGUCUUCAGCUGGGGGGACGGCGACUACGGGAAACUGGGCCACGGCAACAGCUCCACCCAGAAAUACCCUAAGCUUAUCCAGGGGCCUUUGCAGGGAAAGGUGGUGAUUUGUGUCUCGGCCGGGUACCGGCAUAGUGCUGCUGUCACAGAGGAUGGUGAAUUAUACACCUGGGGAGAAGGAGACUUUGGCCGGCUAGGUCACGGGGACAGCAACAGCCGUAACAUCCCAACUCUCGUCAAAGACAUUAGCAACGUUGGCGAGGUUUCUUGCGGCAGCUCACACACCAUCGCAUUGUCCAAAGAUGGGCGAACGGUUUGGUCCUUUGGAGGAGGAGAUAAUGGCAAACUGGGUCAUGGAGACACCAACCGAGUGUAUAAACCCAAAGUGAUAGAAGCUCUUCAGGGGAUGUUCAUACGGAAAGUUUGUGCCGGAAGCCAGUCUUCGCUGGCUCUAACAUCAACUGGACAGGUGUCUGCCUGGGGCUGCGGGGCAUGCUUGGGAUGCGGCUCCUCCGAAGCCACGGCUCUCCGGCCCAAGCUGAUUGAAGAGCUGGCUGCCACGCGGAUCGUGGACAUUUCCAUUGGGGACAGCCACUGCUUGGCCCUUUCCCACGAUAACGAGGUUUACGCGUGGGGCAACAACUCCAUGGGGCAGUGUGGCCAAGGGAAUUCCACGGGCCCCAUCACUAAGCCGAAGAAAGUGAGUGGCUUAGAUGGCGUCGCCAUUCAGCAGAUUUCGGCUGGAACGUCCCACAGCCUGGCUUGGACAGCCCUUCCCAGAGACAGGCAGGUGGUGGCCUGGCACAGGCCGUACUGCGUGGACCUUGAAGAAAGUACCUUCUCCCACCUCCGUUCUUUCCUCGAGCAGUACUGUGACAGAAUCAAUAGCGAGAUCCCGCCUCUUCCUUUUCCUUCCUCGAGGGAGCACCACACCUUCUUAAAGCUCUGCCUGAAGCUGCUGUCCAACCACCUGGCGCUGGCUCUGGCUGGAGGGGUGGCCACCAGCAUCCUGGGCAGGCAGGCGGGACCCCUGCGGAAUUUGUUGUUUCGCCUGAUGGAUUCCUCCGUCCCGGAUGACAUACAGGAGGUGGUGAUUGAGACCCUGUCGGUCGGAGCGACGAUGCUGCUGCCCCCCUUAAGGGAGAGGAUGGAGCUGCUGCACUCCCUCCUUCCCCAGGGCCCCGACCGGUGGGAGAGCUUGUCCAAGGGGCAGCGAAUGCAGUUGGAUAUUAUUCUGACCAGCCUGCAAGACCACACUCACGUCGCCUCCUUGCUGGGCUACAGCUCUCCCUCGGAUGCCACAGAUAUCUCCUCCCUCUGCAUCGCUUACGGGAAUCUCUCCGACGCAGCCUACGGGGCCCAGAGUCACCACCCCGACACUCACCUGGCCGAAAUCUUAAUGAAGACUCUCUUGCGCAAUUUGGGGUUCUACACAGAUCAAGCGUUUGGAGAGCUGGAGAAAAACAGUGACAAAUUUUUACUCGGGACGUCUUCCUCCGAGAACAGCCAGCCGGCUCACCUUCACGAACUCCUUUGCUCCCUGCAGAAACAGCUGCUGGCCUACUGUCACAUCAACAGCGUCGGCGAGAACUCCAGCAGCGUGGCCCUCCUGCACAAGCACCUCCAGCUCCUCUUGCCUCACGCGGCGGAGAUCUACUCCCGCUCAGCCACUUUGCUGAAGGAGAGUUCUUGGAACGGCAGCGUGGGUGAAAAAUUGAGAGAUGUCAUCUACGUGUCUGCCGCAGGAAGCAUGCUUUGCCAGAUCGUGAAUUCCCUCCUUUUGCUGCCUGUGUCGGUAGCCCGGUCUUUGCUGAGCUACCUCCUGGACCUCUUGCCACCCCUGGACUGCCUUAACCGACUCCUGCCAGCCGCAGUGCUUCUAGAAGACCAGGAGUUACAGUGGCCUCUUCACGGUGGGCCUGAACUGGUUGACCCGGCUGGAAUACCCUUACCUCAGCCUGCCCAGGUGUGGGUGUGGCUUGUGGACCUAGAGAGAACCGUCGCUUUGCUGGUUGGACGGUGUCUGGGGGGGAUGUUGCAAGGGGCCCCGAUGUCUCCCGAAGAGCAGGACACGGCUUACUGGCUGAAAACACCCUUGUUCAGUGAUGGAGUGGAAAUGGACGCCCCGCAGUUAGAGAAGUCGGUGAGUUCCCUCCUGGAAGUGGCCCUCUCCGGGAACGAGGAGCAGAAGCCCUUCGACUACCGCCUGCGCCCGGAAGUCUCCACCUUUGUGGACUUGGCCCUGGGGGGCGCCAAGGAGCCGGCCCGCAGCCUCUGGGUCAGCAUGCAGGACUACGCCGUGAGCAAAGACUGGGACAGUGCAACCUUGAGCAGCGAGUCCCUGCUGGACACCGUCUCCCGGUUUGUUCUGGCUGCCCUUUUGAAGCACACAAAUCUGCUCAGUCAAGCAAGCGGCGAAAGUAGGUACCAGCCCGGAAAAGCAUUAGUAGAAAUCUAUCGAUGCGUGUAUAAAGUUCGGAAUCGUUUGCUUGCUUGCAAGAACAUGGAACUUAUUCCGACACGCUCGUCUUCCCGGGAUAGAUGGCUGUCAGGUAACCCAGAAUCGUCGGACAUCGAUGCUCAGGAAGGCCCCUUCACCCGGACCAUCGAUGAGGAAGCCGAGAUGGAAGAGCAGGCAGAGCGGGAAAGAGAGGAGGGGCAUGCGGAGCAGGAGGAGGAAGAGGAAGAGAGAGAGCACGAAGUGAUGACCGCUGGCAAAAUAUUUCAAUGUUUCCUAUCAGCCCGUGAAGUCGCUCGCAGCCGAGACCGAGAGAGAAUAAAUGGCGGGUUGGGGGCGCAAGCGGAGGAUCAGCCCCCCCAGUCCCAGCAGGAGCGGCGUGUCAGCAGAGACCUCCCGGAGGGCCAGGACGUGUACACGGCUGCCUGCAACUCGGUGAUCCACCGCUGUGCCCUGCUGAUCCUGGGGGUCAGCCCGGUGGUGGAGGAGCUGCAGAAGCGCAGGGAGGAAGGGCAGGCGCAGCAGCUCUCGGGCGGCACUCCGGAAGGGGUCGGCCUCAUGAUGACCAGAAGCGAAAGUCUUAGCGCAGAAAGUCGUUCGGGCCACUCUACCUCAAGUUACAAACUGAUGAAAUCGAGGAGUGAAUCUGACCUCUCCCAGCCUGAAUCUGAUGAAGAAAGUUACUCGCUGAGCGGAAGGCGAAAUGUGGAUCUGGAUCUGGCAUCGUCGCAUAGAAAGAAAGGCUCCUUCCACAGCCCGAUUGAAACGCUCAGCGACUCGUGGACUCGGCUAAAACAGCGCGAUUGGCUCUCCAGCUCUUCCUGUUUGUUCGGGGAGUCCGAGGUUGACUUCACUAAAUCCGUUGGUAUUCAUACUUUGAUCGAGAACAUGAUUAGCUUCAUAAGUGGGGAUUUAGGAAGCUCCCCAGGCUUCAAGGAGCCCGAAGAAAGCAUGUCCACCAACCCCCAGGCCUACCUCGUGGCCAUGGAGCAGCAGCAGCAGAGAGCAGAGCUGCGCCUGGAGGCCUUGCACCAGAUCCUGGUUUUGCUUUCGGGGAUGGAAGAGAAGGGGGCCACCGCCUCCCUCGGGAGCCGCCAAGGCCUGGGCUUCCAGUCUUCCUCAUUUCUCACUUCGGUGAGGCUGCAGUUCCUGGCCGGCUGCUUCGGCCUGGGAAGCGUGGGGCACGCUGGAGCCAAAGGAGAGAACAUCCGGCUGCACCACUACCAGGAUGGCAUCAGGGCAGCCAAGAGAAGCAUCCAGACCGAGAUCCAAGUGGCCGUGCACAAGAUCUACCAGCAGCUGUCGGCCACUUUGGAAAGAGCCCUCCAAGCAAAUAAACACCACAUUGAGGCACAACAACGGCUCCUGUUGGUGACCGUGUUCGCCCUAAGUGUGCAUUACCAGCCGGCCGAUGUCUCCUUGGCCAUUUCCACCGGGCUGCUGAACGUCCUUUCUCAGUUAUGCGGGACGGACACUGUGCUCGGGCAGCCCCUGCAGCUCCUACCCAAAAGCGGCAUCUCCCAGCUCAGCACCGCUUUGAAAGUGGCCAGCACGAGGCUACUCCAGAUUCUCGCCAUCACCACCGGGACUUACGCAGAUAAAUUGAGCCCCAAAGUGGUACAGUCCUUGCUGGACCUGCUGUGUAGUCAGCUGAAGAACCUGCUGUCGCAAGCGGGCGUGAUGCUGAUGACUUCUUCCUUCGGAGAAAAGGAAGUGGCCGAUCAGGACGACAAAAAAACCGAAUGCAAAGGUGACACCGAGAGGAAAGACUUCAAAGUUGCCCUCCGAAAACAGCACGCUGCCGAGCUCCAUCUGGGGGACUUCUUAGUUUUCCUCCGAAGAGUCGUUUCUUCCAAAGCCAUCCAGUCCAAGAUGGCUUCUCCAAAGUGGACGGAAGUGCUUCUGAACAUAGCUUCUCAGAAGUGCUGCUCAGGUGUCCCUUUGGUUGGCAAGCUGAGGACCAGGCUACUUGCCCUCCAUGUCCUGGAGGCUGUGCUGCCAGCUUGUGAAUCCGGUGUGGAGGAUGACCAGAUGGCUCAGGUGAUCGAACGGCUGUUUUCCCUCCUGUCCGACUGUAUGUGGGAGAGCCCAGUUGCGCAGGCCAAGCAAGUCCUUCAGGCCAAAGAGAAAGAACAAGAGACGAAGGCGCAGAAGCAGGGGGAAUCUGAAGAAGAAGACGAGAACCUGCCUAUCCAGGAGGUCUCCUUUGACCCCGAGAAAGCCCAGUGCUGCCUAGUGGAAAACGGCCAGAUUCUCACUCACGGCAGCGGAGGAAAGGGCUACGGGCUGGCGUCCACGGGCGUCUCAUCCGGAUGCUACCAGUGGAAGUUUUACAUUGUGAAAGAAAACCGAGGCAACGAAGGGACGUGCGUGGGGGUCUCUCGCUGGCCCGUUCAUGAUUUCAACCACCGCACCACCUCCGACAUGUGGCUGUACAGAGCCUACAGUGGCAACCUCUACCACAACGGGGAGCAGGCGCUGGCCCUGACCAGCUUCACGCAGGGGGACUUCAUUACCUGCGUCCUGGAUAUGGAAGCAAGAACCAUUUCCUUUGGCAAAAACGGGGAGGAACCCAAACUGGCCUUCGAGGAUGUGGAUGCUGGAGAGUUGUAUCCUUGUGUGAUGUUUUACAGUAGCAACCCUGGAGAAAAGGUAAAGAUCUGUGACAUGCAGAUGCGUGGCACCCCAAGGGAUCUGCUGCCGGGGGAUCCCAUCUGCAGCCCGGUGGCCGCAGUGCUGGCAGAGGCCACAAUUCAGCUGAUCCGCAUCCUGCACCGGACCGACCGGUGGACGCACUGCAUCAACAAAAAAAUGAUGGAGAGGCUGUACAGAAUCAAAGGGUGCCUGAAAGAAAGCGGCCAGAAGCUGAAGAAAAGCCGCUCCCUGCAGAGUCGAGAGGAGAACGAGGUGCGCGAGGAGGAGGAGAAGAUGAAGCACUGCGGCCGGCCACACGGACUGGCCGACCUCUCGGAGCUGCAGCUGAAGACGCUCUGCAUGGAGGUCUGGCCGGUGCUGGCAGUGAUUGGCGGGGUGGACGCCGGGCUUCGAGUCGGGGGACGCUGCGUCCACAAGCAAACCGGGCGGCACGCCACCUUGCUGGGCGUGGUCAAGGAAGGCAGCGCCUCGGCCAAGGUCCAGUGGGACGAGGCCGAGAUCACCAUCAGCUUCCCAACUUUUUGGUCGCCUAGUGAUACGCCGCUCUAUAACCUGGAACCUUGCGAACCGCUGCCUUUUGACGUGGCCAGAUUCCGGGGACUGACGGCCACCGUCUUGCUGGACCUCACCUAUCUGACCGGCAUCCACGAAGACCUGGGCAAGCAGAGCGUUAAGCGGCACGAGAAGCGGCACAAGCACGACCCGGAAGACAAGGGGGACCCGGAGCAGAAGUCAGAAAGCGACGCUGCGUCCGAGGCACGACCUGUGCCCAGCACCGAGGAGGCGAAAGGACACGGGGCCAAGCUGGAAAGCGAAAGCUCUUCCUUCUCUUUGGACGCCAUCUCCUUGGGCAUGGAGUGCCCGCACCUGAACGCCGAGGGCAAGAAAAAGAACCACGAACACGCCGCCAAGAACUACGAGGCGGCCCAGUCAGAAACUCGGGCGGUUCAACUCUCCUACCUUUACCUGGGAGCCAUGAAGUCCCUCAGCACGCUGCUCAGUUGCAGCAAGUACGCCGAGCUGCUCCUCAUCCCCAAAGUCCUGGCCGAGAACGGCCACAACUCUGACUGCGCCAGCUCCCCCGUAGUCCACGAAGAGGUGGAGAUGCGCACGGCCUUGCAGUUCUUGAUGCGCCAUAUGGUAAAGCGGGCAGUCAUGCGCUCGCCCAUCAAGAGGGCGAUGGGAUUGGUGGACCUGGAGCGGGCACAGGCCAUGAUCUACAAACUAGUUGUGCAUGGACUGAUGGAAGAUCAGGGCGGCUCCAAAGCCAAGCAAGAAGCAGACCAGCAGGCCGAAGAGAAUGACCAGAGUCAGCAGGCCCAGACCCCUGUGACCACCAGCCCGUCUGCCUCCAGCACCACGUCUUUCAUGAGCAGCUCUCUGGAAGACACGACAACGGCCACCACCCCCGUGACCGACACGGAAACCGUGCCCGCCUCAGAGUCCCCGGGGGUUCUGCCCCUCAGCCUCCUGAGGCAAAUGUUCUCCAGCUACCCCACCACGGCUGUCCUUCCCACCAGACGGGCGCAGACGCCCCCCAUCUCCUCCCUGCCGACUUCUCCCUCCGACGACGUGGGCAGGCGCCAGUCGCUCACCUCCCCCGACUCUCAGCCUGCCAGACCGGCCAAUCGCACAGCUUUGUCUGACCCGAGCAGCCGCCUGUCAACCUCCCCGCCUCCUCCUGCUGUGGCCGUGCCCUUGCUGGAAAUGGGCUUUUCCCUCCGGCAGAUCGCUAAAGCCAUGGAAACCACAGGUGUCCGAGGGGAAGCAGAUGCCCAGAACAUCACCGUCCUGGCCAUGUGGAUGGUGGAGCAUCCUGGGAACGAGGAAGAUGAAGAGCCUCAGUCGGAGGACAUGGUAGAUGCCCGGCAGGGAGGAUUAGGCCCUGGAGGUGGGGGCAAGUCCAGCGACCAGGGCUACCUGCAGUCCCCGGGAGACCUGACUUCGGCCGAUGCCCCUGAGUUGGAGGAAGGCUUUGGGGAAAGCCACGAUAACAUGGAUCACGCAGAAAACGCAGCCUCGGGAAGUGGGCCCGUGGCAAGGGGCCGGUCGGCAGUGACCAGGAGACACAAAUUUGACCUGGCUGCUCGGACGCUGCUGGCCCGUGCCGCGGGCUUGUACCGCUCUGUCCAGGCCCACCGGAACCAGAGCCGGAGGGAAGGGAUCUCCUUGCCACAAGAUCCCGGCGCGCUCUACGACUUCAACCUGGAUGAGGAGCUGGAGCUGGAGCUGGACGAGGAGGCCAUGGAAGCCAUGUUUGGGGCGGACCUUGCCGGGGACAAUGACAUUCUGGGAAUGUGGAUCCCAGAGGUAUUGGACUGGCCGACCUGGCAUGUGUGUGAAUCUGAAGACAGGGAAGAAGUGGUCGUGUGUGAGUUGUGUGAAGCCAGCGUGGCCAGCUUCAAUCAGCACAUGAAGAGGAACCACCCCGGCUGUGGGCGCAGUGCAAACCGCCAGGGCUACCGCAGCAACGGCUCCUACGUGGACGGCUGGUUUGGGGGCGAGUGUGGAAGCGGCAACCCUUACUACCUGCUGUGUGGCAGCUGCCGGGAGAAAUACCUGGCCCUGCGGAGCAAGAACAAGGCCUCGGCCUCAGACAGGUACAAAGGCCAGGCCCCCGAUCUCAUAGGCAAGCAGGAGAGCAUCUACGAAGAAGACUGGGACAUGCUGGAUGUCGACGAGGAAGAAAAGCUGACUGGCGAAGAGGAGUUUGAGAUGCUGGCUGGACCCCUGGGCUUGAAUGACCGGCGCAUUGUGCCUGAGCCGGUCCAGUUCCCGGACAGUGACCCCCUGGGAGCCUCGGUGGCCAUGGUCACGGCCAUCAACAGCAUGGAGGAAACGCUGAUGCAGAUAGGUUGCCAAGGCUCUGUGGAGAAAAGCUCUUCGGGGGGCAGGAUUACCCUGGGGGAGCAGGCGGCUGCUUUGCUGAACCCCCACGACCGUAUCAUGGCCUUGAGGCGGGUGACGGCAGCAGCCCAGGUUCUCCUGGCCCGGACGAUGGUCAUGCGAGCCCUCUCCCUGCUCUCGGUCAGCGGGUCCAGCUGCAGCCUCGCAGCAGGGCUGGAGUCCCUGGGCUUGACGGACAUCCGCACCUUGGUCCGCCUGAUGUGCCUGGCCGCGGCGGGGAGGGCCGGCCUGUCCACAGGCUCCUGCUCCGGGCUGGGCCCUUCCGAGAGGCCGAGAGGCGUCCAGAGCCAGAUGACCAAGCCCAUCUCCUGCCUGGCCUACCUGAGCACGGCAGUCGGCUGCUUGGCCUCCAACACCCCUGGGGCUGCCAAGCUCCUGGUCCAGCUGUGCACCCAGAACUUGAUUUCGGCAGCUACCGGGGUCAAUUUGACGACAGUGGACGAUCCGGUGCAACGGAAGUUCUUGCCGAGUUUCCUGCGGGGAAUAGCCGAAGAGAACAAGCUCAUCACCUCCCCCAACUUCGUGGUGACCCAGGCCCUGGUGGCCUUGCUGGCCGACAAGGGGGCCAAACUGAGGCCCGGCUACGACAAAGCGGAGAUGGAGAAGAAAGGUAGCUGUGCUGGGCGGGGCUGCUGCUCCCUCUCCCGGCGUGGCAGCCCUGUUCGCUCCAAGCAGGGCUCUGUUCCUUCUGCCCUAGGGCCCCUGGAGCUGGCCAACACCCUGGCCGCCUGCUGCCUCUCCUCCAGGCUCUCCUCGCAACACAGGCAGUGGGCCGCUCAGCAGCUGGUGCGCACCCUCGCCGCUCACGACCGCGACAACCAGGGCAGCCUGCAGACCCUGGCAGACGUGGGAGGGGACCUGCGCAAGUGCUCCUCCAUCAAGCUGGAGGCUCACCAGAACAGGGUCAUGACCUGCAUUUGGUGCAACAGGAAGGGCCUCCUGGCCACCAGUGGCAGCGACGGGACCAUCCGCGUGUGGAGCGUCACCAAGAAGCAGUACUCGCUGCAGCAGACCUGCGUCUUCAGCAAACUCGAAGGAGAUGCCGAAGAAAAUCUGGGGUCUCCCAGUGACCCCGGUUUCUCUCUCGCCUGCUGGAGUAUAAGCGGCAAGUACCUGGCGGGAGCCCUGGAGAAGAUGGUGAACAUAUGGCAGGUCAACGGAGGGAAGGGGCUCCUGGACAUCCAGCCCCACUGGGUCUCUGCCCUCACCUGGCCUGAGGAAAGCCCCUCCGCAGCCUGGACAGGAGACGCACCGGAGUUCCUGCUGGUGGGGCGGAUGGACGGCUCCCUGGGGCUGAUUGAGGUCCUGGACGUUUCCACCAUGCGCAGGGUUGAGCUGGAGCAUUGCUACAGGAAGGACGUGUCGGUGACCUGCCUUGCCUGGUUCAGUGAGGAGAGUCCUUUUGCGGUGGGCUACGCAGAUGGGAAGCUGCUGAUCGGCACCAGAGAAGCCCGGGAGAGCGGAGGGAUCGUCCUGGUGGACGCACACAAGGACACCCUGGUCAGCAUGAAGUGGGACCCCACGGGGAAGAUCCUCAUGACCUGCGCAAAGGAGGAGUCGGUCAAGCUCUGGGGCUCCUCGGGGAGCUGCUGGCGGCACUUGGGCACCCUCCCCCACCAGGCCGUGGUGACUGUCCUGGUCUGGUGCAGCCUCCCAGGGAAAGGCCCCACGCUGCAGCUGCUGCUGGCUACCGGGUGCCAGAAUGGCUUGGUUUGUGUUUGGACAGUUCCCCAAGAUGAGCUGGCCUCCCUGCAGUCGAGCCCGGGCUGCUCCGAAGUGUGGUGGGACGAACACAUCGGCGGGAAGGAGGCGUUCCGAAAAGCAGCCGAAACCAAGUGUGUUUAUCAGCUCAAGGGACACAUCACACCUGUGCGGACGUUGACUUUCAGUUCUGACGGACUCGUCCUGGUCUCUGGGGCCCUUGGGGGCCUUAUCAAUAUCUGGUCUCUGCGGGAUGGGUCCGUCCUGCAGAGCGUGGCGAUCGGUUCCGGGGCUAUUCAGACCGUGGUUUGGAUCCCCGAGGUCGGAGUGGCUGCUUGUUCUAGUAGAUCAAAGGACGUCCUGGUGGUGAAUUGCACUUCGGAGUGGGUCUCCUCCAACCACGUCUUAGCCACCUGCAGGAGCGCUUUGAAGCAACAGGGCAUUUUUGGCUUGAACAUGGCCCCCUGCAUGAGGGCUUUCUUGGAACGGCUGCCCAUCAUGCUCCAAGAACAGUACACCUAUGAGAAGCCUUACGUGGUGUGUGGAGACCAGCUGGUCCACAGCCCCUACAUGCAGUGCCUGGCUUCCCUCGCCGUGGGGCUGCGUCUGGACCGGCUCUUGUGCAGCCCACCGGUCCCCCCGCAUCACCAGGCCUGCCUGCCCGACCCCUCCGCCUGGAACCCCGCCGAGUGGGCCUGGCUGGAGUGCUUCUCCACCACCGUCAAGGCUGCGGAAGCGCUGGCCAAGGGAGACGCCUUCCCAGAGUCCUUCACUGUCCCAGACCUGGAACCGGUGCCGGAAGGAGAACUGGCCCUCCUCAUGGACAACGGAAAAUGGAUCAACGGCCUGGAUGAGCAGAUCAUGUCCUGGGCAACGUCACGGCCGGAGGACUGGCACCUUGGGGGGAAAUGUGACGUGUGCCUCUGGGGAGCCGGAAGGCACGGGCAGCUGGCAGAGGCCGGAAGGAACGUCCUGGUGCCCGUCUUGGCCCCCUCCUUCUCACAAGCCCAGCAGGUUAUUUGUGGCCAGAACUGCACAUUUGUGAUUCAAGCGAAUGGGACGGUUUUGGCCUGCGGGGAAGGGAGCUACGGCCGGCUGGGACAAGGCAAUUCUGAUGACCUUCACGUGCUCACCGUCAUUUCAGCCUUGCAGGGUUUUGUUGUCACCCAGCUGGUGACCUCUUGUGGUUCAGAUGGACACUCCAUGGCUUUGACGGAGAGUGGGGAAGUUUUCAGCUGGGGAGACGGCGAUUACGGCAAACUGGGACAUGGGAACAGCGACCGGCAACGCCGGCCGAGGCAGAUCGAAGCGUUGCAAGGAGAAGAAGUGGUCCAGAUGUCCUGUGGCUUUAAGCAUUCGGCUGUGGUGACCGCAGACGGCAAACUCUUCACCUUUGGGAACGGCGACUAUGGGCGGCUGGGCUUAGGCAACACCUCCAACAAGAAGCUUCCCGAGAGGGUGACGGCGCUGGAGGGCUACCAGAUUGGAGAGGUGGCCUGUGGACUCAAUCACACCAUCGUCGUGUCUACCGACGGUUCCAUGGUUUGGGCUUUUGGGGACGGAGACUACGGGAAGUUGGGCCUGGGAAACUCAACGGCCAAGUCCUCCCCGCAGAAAGUAGAUAUUCUUUGUGGCAUAGGAAUCAGAAAAGUUGCCUGUGGCACCCAGUUUUCGGUGGCUUUGACGAAGGACGGGCACGUCUACACUUUUGGGCAAGACCGGCUGAUCGGCCUGCCGGAAGGACGAGCCCGAAACCACAAUCGGCCCCAGCAAGUCCCGGCCCUGUCGGGGGUUUUUGUGGAGGACAUUGCUGUGGGCGCAGAGCACACGCUGGCGCUCUCCUCAGCCGGAGACGUCUACGCCUGGGGCAGCAACUCGGAAGGCCAGCUGGGGUUGGGCCACACCAACCACAUCCGGGAGCCCACCCUCAUCACCUCCCUGCAAGGGAAGAACAUCCGGCAGAUCUCAGCGGGGCGAUGCCACAGCGCAGCCUGGACCGCCCCGCCUGCCCCCCCUCGAGCGCCAGGGGUGUCGGUGCCGCUGCAGCUGGGCUUGCCGGACGCCGUUCCACCCCAGUACGGGGCCCUGAAGGAAGUGAGCAUCCAGACCGUCCGGGCCAGGUUGCGGCUGCUCUACCACUUCUCCGACCUCAUGUACUCCUCGUGGAGGUUGCUGAACCUCAGUCCCAACAGCCAGAGCAGCACCUCUCACUACAACGCCGGCACUUGGGGCAUCGUCCAGGGGCAGCUGAGGCCGCUGCUGGCGCCCCGAGUCUACACGCUGCCCAUGGUGCGCUCCAUUGGGAAGACGAUGGUCCAGGGGAAGAACUACGGCCCCCAGAUCACGGUCAAGAGGAUAUCCACCAGGGGCCGGAAGUGCAAGCCCAUCCUGGUGCAGAUCGCCAGGCAGGUGGUGAAGCUGAACGCCUCCGACCUGCGGCUGCCCUCCCGGGCCUGGAAGGUGAAGCUGGUGGGGGAAGGUGCGGACGAUGCCGGGGGAGUCUUCGACGACACCAUCACGGAAAUGUGCCAGGAGCUUGAAACGGGAAUUGUGGACCUGCUGAUUCCUUCCCCGAACGCAACAGCCGAAGUUGGCUACAACAGGGAUCGGUUCCUCUUGAACCCCUCGGCCUGCCUGGAUGAGCACCUGGUGCAGUUCAAGUUCCUGGGCAUCCUGAUGGGCGUGGCCAUCCGCACCAAGAAGCCCCUGGACCUCCACCUGGCCCCGCUGGUCUGGAAGCAGCUCUCCUGCAUCCCGCUCAGCCUGGAGGACCUGGAGGAGGUGGACCUGCUCUACGUGCAGACCCUGAAUAGCAUUCUUCACAUUGAAGACAGCGGCAUCACCGAGGAGAACUUCCACGAGAUGAUUCCUCUAGAUUCCUUCAUUGGCCAGAGUGCUGAUGGCAAAAUGGUGCCCAUCAUCCCCGGUGGGAACAGCAUCCCCCUCACCUUCUCAAACCGGAAGGAAUACGUGGAAAGAGCCAUCGAGUACCGGCUGCACGAAAUGGAUCGCCAGGUGGCUGCCGUGCGGGAAGGGAUGUCUUGGAUUGUGCCGGUGCCUCUGCUGUCCCUGCUGACAGCCAAGCAGCUGGAGCAGAUGGUCUGCGGGAUGCCCGAGAUCUCGGUGGACGUGCUGAAGAAGGUGGUGCGCUACCGCGAGGUGGACGAGCAGCACCAGCUGGUCCAGUGGUUCUGGCACACGCUGGAAGAGUUCUCCAACGAGGAGCGGGUCCUCUUCAUGAGGUUUGUGUCCGGAAGGUCUCGCCUGCCAGCCAACACGGCGGAUAUUUCUCAGCGGUUCCAAAUCAUGAAGGUCGAUAGGCCUUAUGACAGCUUGCCUACCUCACAGACUUGCUUCUUUCAACUGCGUCUCCCACCCUACUCCAGUCAGCUCGUCAUGGCGGAGCGGUUACGCUAUGCAAUCAACAAUUGCAGGUCGAUCGAUAUGGACAAUUAUAUGCUGUCCCGAAACGUGGACAAUGCCGAGGGCUCCGACACGGACUAUUAACUGUGGACAAAAAUCCUCUCUUUCUCUCUCUCUUUCUCUCUCUCUCUCAAAGAAUGCCCACACCGGAUUUCAGUGCUGACAUGGUUUUACGGUAAAGAUAGAUGUUUGGCCACCUU
Molecule: messenger RNA, 14905 nt
Organism: Pseudonaja textilis
Lineage: Eukaryota; Metazoa; Chordata; Lepidosauria; Squamata; Elapidae
Source: RefSeq, a predicted model, not a curated record